UGGGGAGCCCGAGCCCAGCCCAGGCCCUUCCCCGAGCAGCGGCGGACGACGAUGAUGAGGGCCGCCGGGCUGCUGUGGGCCGCGCUGUGGGGCCUGCUGCUCCCGCCGCUUUUUAGAAGAAUGCCUGUAUACUGAUAUUCUGAACUUUGUUUAGUUCAGAACACCCUGGUUUAUUGCAGGUAACUGCAGAUGAGGGGAUCCUGCAUGCUUCUGGAAGUGGUGUACCACCAGUAACGAAGGAUUACUGCAUAAUUUACAAUUCUAAUUGGAUUUCUCUUCCAAAGAGCCUGGACAAUGCUACUUCCAGGACUCUGGAAAACCUGACUUCUACAGUACUUUGCAGUUCUUCUGAAGUUCCUUCUGGCUUAAUGAAGGACAAAGCAGUUGUAGUGAUGAGAGGAAACUGCACUUCUUUGGAGAAAGCAAGAAUUGCACAAAGUUUGGGUGCUAAAAUGCUGUUGAUUGCCAGUAAACCUAGGCUGUCUCCUCUUUCAGAUAACAAGACUGAUUUUGAAGAUGUAACUCUUCCAGUUGCUCUUAUAAGAUAUAAUGACAUAGUAGAUAUGCAGCUGAGCUGCCAUGGGAGGUUGUCUUCGACGCUUGGAAAUGAAGUUAAUGUGACUCUGUAUUCACCACCUUUGCCAGAGUUUGAUUGCAGUAUGGUUGUCAUCUUCCUAAUUGCUGUGUUUACAGUGGCACUAGGAGGCUACUGGAGUGGAGUAGCAGAACUUGAGAAUUUGAAAGCAAUAGCAAGUCCUGGGGAGAGAGAAACAAGACGGAAGAAGGAAGAAAAUGUUACUUUCACCCCUGUGACAGUUAUCUUGUUUGUUGUCAUCUGUUGUGUCAUGCUGGUCUUACUUUAUUUCUUCUACAAAUGGUUAGUGUAUGUUAUAAUAUCGGUCUUCUGCUUGGCAUCUGCAAUGAGUCUAUACAACUGUCUUGCGGCAUUGAUAGGAGAAAUACCUUUUGGGCAGUGCAGGAUUGCAUGUUGCAACAAAAACAUUGAAGUGAGGCUUAUUUUUCUUGCUGUAUUCUGCAUAGCAGCAGCUGUCGUCUGGGCAGUGUUUCGAAAUGAAGAUAGGUGGGCUUGGAUUUUGCAAGAUAUUUUGGGAGUUGCUUUCUGCCUAAACUUUAUUAAAACACUGAAAAUGCCCAACUUUAAGUCCUGUGUGAUACUUCUAGGCCUUCUCCUUCUAUAUGAUGUGUUUUUUGUCUUCAUAACACCAUUUAUCACAAAGAAUGGGGCAAGUAUAAUGGUUGAAGUUGCAGCUGGUCCUUUUGGAAACAGUGAAAAGAAUGAUGGAAACUUGGUGGAAGUCCCUACUGAACGCUCAGCUCCCCAUGAGAAAUUACCUGUGGUUAUUAGAGUGCCUAGACUUGAAUACUCUGCAUCGACACUGUGUGACAUGCCAUUUUCAUUGUUGGGUUUUGGAGACAUUAUUGUCCCAGGGCUUCUGGUUGCUUAUUGUCGAAGAUUUGAUGUUCAAACAAGUUCAUCUUCUGUAUACUACAUUUCCUGUACAAUAGCUUAUGCCAUUGGUAUGGUGCUGACUUUCAUUGUCUUGGCAUUAAUGAAGAUGGGACAACCUGCCCUUCUCUAUCUUGUACCGUGUACACUCAUUACUAGCUCACUUGUUGCUUGGAGGCGCAAAGAGAUGAAGAAGUUUUGGAAAGGAAGCAGUUACCAGAUGAUGGAACACCUGGAUUACCCAGGAAAUGAAGAAAGCACAGUAUCAGCCAGUGAACAGCCUGGAGGACAAUAAUGUGUAGGAUCCUGAUUUAAAAUAGUAUUCAAAUUUUCUACAAAUUAAUUGCAGUAAAUUUGGUGAAGUUUUACAAUAGAGUAUUUCCUACUCUGUAAAAUGGUUUUUUACUCCUGCACCUAUAUUUUUAUGGAAAAUAUUGUUAAUAACAGAAAAGUAAUCAAAAUAGACUUGCAUUUUUACAGCCAAACCAUAGCUAGUAAAACCGUGCCUUAUUUCAAUUUAAAUAAAAGGAUAUUUUCUAUGCAA
Aquila chrysaetos chrysaetos is the source of this 2012-nucleotide messenger RNA. It is a transcript of the gene SPPL2A, whose product is annotated as signal peptide peptidase like 2A. Gene Ontology annotation, molecular function: aspartic endopeptidase activity, intramembrane cleaving. The transcript has 17 exons. Gene Ontology annotation, cellular component: Golgi-associated vesicle membrane; lumenal side of endoplasmic reticulum membrane; lysosomal membrane. Gene Ontology annotation, biological process: membrane protein proteolysis. Bases 369 to 1763 code for a protein of 464 amino acids. NCBI's taxonomy places the organism in Eukaryota, Metazoa, Chordata, Aves, Accipitriformes, Accipitridae. The record is from RefSeq and is a predicted model, not a curated record.